Messenger RNA from Meloidogyne enterolobii, 5745 nucleotides. NCBI's taxonomy places the organism in Eukaryota, Metazoa, Nematoda, Chromadorea, Rhabditida, Meloidogynidae. The record is from the annotation of a GenBank genome assembly.
AUGGAUGCUUUUAGUUGGGUUCAACGUGACAGUUAUCUUCCAAUGGGUUCACAAUCGUUAAAAGCUGCAACAAGAGAAAAAUUGCGUUAUGAUCCUAUUGAAUUGGAUCCAGAAGAAAUGGUCCCAAUGGCAAAAAAUCAACCAAAAGUUUUGGCUAAUUAUUCAGUUUCUGAUGCUGUUUCAACUUAUUAUUUAUAUACAAAAUAUGUUCAUCCUUUUAUUUUUGCUUUAUGUACAAUUAUUCCUUUGUCUCCAGAUGAUGUUUUGCGUAAAGGUUCAGGAACAUUAUGUGAAGCUUUGUUAAUGGUUCAAGCAUUCCACAGCAAUAUAAUAUUUCCAAAUAAACAAAUAAUUAAAGAAAAUAAAAUGACUUUGGAUGGACAUUUAAUUGAUAGUGAAACUUAUGUUGGUGGGCAUGUUGAGGCUAUUGAAUCUGGAGUUUUUAGAGCUGAUAUAGCUUGUAGGUUUAAAUUGGAUGUUGAAGCAUUGGAACAAUUAAAGGAAGAAGUUCGUCCAACAUUAGAACAUUCACUUUGUAAUGAUGCAAAAAUAUUAUUACCAGAAGUUUCAAAUUUUGAAUCAAUUUGUGAACAAAUUGAACAAUCCUUGGAUGCAUUAAUUGAAAAACCUUUAAGAACAGAACAUCCAGAACUCUACCAUUUAGACGUUGGGGCAAUGUAUCCAAAUAUUAUUUUGACUAAUAGACUUCAGCCUCCAGCAGUUGUAAACGAAGAACAAUGUAUGGCCUGUAUUCAUAAUGCACCUGAUGCUAAAUGCAAAAGAAAAAUGGAUUGGGUUUGGAGAGGGGAAUGUAUUCCUGCCUCAAAAGGAGAAUAUGACAGGCUUAUGAUGCAAUUAGAACAAGAAAGAUUUGGAAAGCCACCAAAGCCAUUCAAUGCUUUACCUAAAGAGGAAAGAUUAAAAAUUUCUAAAAAGAGAAUUACAGAAUAUUGCAAAACUGCCUAUAAAAGAUUGCAUGAUACAAAAAUAGAGCAAAGAAAUACAACAAUAUGUCAACGGGAACACUCUUUUUAUGUAGAUACUGUUAGAGCUUUUAGAGAUCGACGUUAUGAAUAUAAAGAAAUGCAUAAGAAAGCAAAAGCAUCAGUAGAAGCAAUACCUUCAAGUCAUUUGGCUGAUCGUAAAUCUGCACAAUCUAGAGUUAUACUUUAUGAUUCUCUUCAAAUGGCACACAAAUGUAUUUUAAAUUCUUUUUAUGGUUAUGUUAUGAGAAAAGGUUCUAGAUGGUUUUCUAUGGAAAUGGCUGGAAUUGUAUGCCAUACAGGCGCUAAUAUAAUCCGCGAAGCACGUCAAUUAAUUGAACGUAUUGGUAGACCAUUAGAGUUAGAUACAGAUGGAAUUUGGUGUUUACUUCCUUCCUCUUUUCCACAAAAUUUUGUUUUUGAAACUUUGAAUGGCAAAAAAAUUAAAAUUUCCUACCCUGCUGCUGUCUUGAAUGCUUUGGUUAAAGAUCGAUUUACUAAUGAACAAUAUCAUACAAUUAUUGAUGAUGGGGAAUGUAUAAUAUCUAGUGAAAAUUCUAUUUUCUUUGAGGUUGACGGUCCUUAUUAUGCAAUGAUAUUGCCAGCUUCCAAGGAGGAAGGAAAAAAGCUUAAAAAACGUUAUGCCGUCUUUAAUUUUGACAAAACCUUGGCUGAAUUAAAAGGAUUUGAAGUUAAAAGACGUGGAGAAUUAGCAAUAAUAAAAUAUUUUCAAACAGAAGUUUUUAAGUGUUUUUUGAAAGGCUCUACUUUAGAGGAAAUUUAUUCAAAUGUAGCUUUAGAAGCAAAUUAUUGGCUUUCUAUACUUUAUGAUCAAGGAAGAGCUUUAUCUUUGAGUGAAUUAUUUGAAUUAAUUGGGGAAAGUAAAAAUAUGAGUAGAGCUUUGGAAGAUUAUGGAAGUCAAAAAUCAACAUCUAUUACAACUGCUAAAAGAUUGGCUGAGUUUCUCGGUGAAGGAAUGGUCAAAAAUCGUGGAUUGGCUUGUAAAUUUAUUGUUUCUCGAUUUCCAAUUGACGAACCCGUGACGGAAAGAACUAUCCCUCAGGCUAUUUUCGAUUCAGAACCAAACAUUAGAAGUAGAUUUUUGAGGCGUUGGACAAAAUGUUCACAUUUGGAUUUUGCUGAUGAAAAUGUUUUUAGAGAGGUUUUAUUUAUGCUUUUUGGCAAUCUUAAUAUUAUCUUCCAUUCGUUUUUUUAUUUUCCUUGUUUUGAGUCUACUGUUCUAGUACUUGAAUUUAGGCCUUCCCUCCCAGGAAGGUUAAUAGAUUGGCAAUAUUAUAUUGAACGCCUCAACAGUUGUAUUCAAAAAAUUGUAACAAUUCCAGCAGCUCUACAAGGAUUGCCUAAUCCAGUACCUAAAGUUCCACAUCCACAGUGGUUAGAAAAUAAAAGGAAAGAACGUGUUGAAAUGCAUAUACAACCAAGAAUAACUGAUUUAUUUAAGUCAAUUCCUACAAAUACACCAAAAAGUAAUAAAACAAAAAAUCUUCAGUCAACGCCAUGGUCUCUUAAAAGUAAAAAAUCAACAACAACAAAUAUUGAACAAAGUAGAAAAUCACUUUUUGGAAAAGAAAGGGAAAAUAAGGAAGAUGAUAAAUUGUUACAAAUUUUGAACGAUGUUGAUGAUUUUGAAAAUCAGCCAUCUACUAGUACUUCUUUAAUUGAAAAACAACAAAUAUCUACUACUACAAUAAUUCAACAAAAUGAAGAAGAAAUUAUUGAAAUUGAUGAACAAGAGAUUAAUAUAGUGGAAAUAACACAACAGCAACAACCAAGUCAACCAAAAAAUAAGAAAAAUAUUAAAAAACCAGAAAAAUCAAAAAUUGCAAAACAACGGGAAGCUAAACGUUUAGCAAUUUCACAACAUUUUUUUAGACGUUUAAAUAGAGCUGAUUAUGAUUUGAAUAAACAAAGUUUGGUUAGAAAGACUUGGAAAGAAAAUGGGUUUAGUCAAUGGUUAAAUUAUCUCAAAGACUUGUGGCGUUUUCAAUAUUUGGCAAGAAAAAGAGAGGAAGAAACUUUGGAAGCAGACAAUUCACUUGCAAAUAUCCCUUCAACAAGUACAGCAAUAUUGGGAGGAGGACCUGUAGUUAAACGAAAACAUUGUUGGCAAAUUAUUCAGAUUUUAGAAACCAAAUUUCCUGGUCAAUUUACACUAUUUGCUUUAGUAGAUGAUAUAAUUAGACGAAUUAAUUUAAUAGUUCCUCGAACAGUUUAUGUCGACGAUAUUGAAAUUAGACAAAAUUCAAUAGGCCAAUUAGUACAAAAAUUGUUACCACGUCAAAGGCCUUCAGCUAAUUUAUAUGAAUUUUGUAUUGAUGAAGCUGUUUUUUCUACUAAGAUGAUCGAUUUAAAUGUGCAAAUGUGUUUAAUGAGAAUUAACGGAAUUUAUGAAACUAAAAUACCUUUAAUGUUUAAAACAAUAUUUCAUAGUGGUGUAAAUUGUAAUGUUGAUGGGAAAAAUAUUAAUAAUGAAUUGAGUUUGGAACAAAUUAAUAAGAUUGAUAACCCUUCAAUUUUUCAAUUUUCUGAUUUCAAUUUUUCAACUUUACCAAUAAUUUAUUUAUAUGAAUAUUUACAUUUGGGACGGUUAAUUUUAUCUGUAUUUAUGCCAAAAUUUGGAAAAGCUUUUAUUUUUGUUGUAAAUAGAGAACCUGUUGAUUUGUUAAAUUUAAAUAAUUUUUAUUUGAAUGAAUUGAAUCGAUUUAUAAAUCAAAAAUUAAUUAACGAAGAUGAAUUUAUUGGUUUAGAACAAUGCAAAAAAAUUUGUUCAAUAGAAACCUACCAAAAUACAUCAAUUAAAGAUUGUUCUCGUCAACUUUCAAAAUUAAUUACGAGCUUAAAAUUAACAAAUGUUGAACCUUUUUUACUUUUAAUUCAGUCUAAUAGAUUAACAAAGCAAUUGUUAAAGGAUUUCCCUUCACUUGUUGCCUUCCCUAACGUUACUUUAAAGGUUACUGAACCGUCUAAUUUAAUGAAUAUAUUGGAUUGGGCUAAUACUAUUGUUAAACGAUCUGUUCAACACUUUUUUAUUUGUUUUACUUAUUUGAAGGAAUACUGGUCAUUUUCUUCUUAUUUGGAAAUUCCAAUAGGUAAUUUACCUGAAGAUGUCUCUUCAUUUGGCUUGGAUAUUUUAUUUGCUCGUCAAUUAAAAACAAAAAAUUAUUUAUUGUGGGCAUCACCAUCAUUAAUUCCAGAUUUUGGUGGAAAAGAUUUGGAUGAUUUACGCCUAAGUAAUGAAUGGGAAAAUUGUUCUUUUACUGGAAAAUGUUUUGGUGGAGGAGGAGAAAAUUAUUUGAUUAAUAAAGAAAUAUUUGAGGCUCAUUAUAUAACAGCAGAAAUAUCAAUUGGAGCAUUAGCAGUAACCGCCUUAUUACAAUCUGUUAAAAUUUCUGAAGCAGAAGGAACAUCAGAAUAUAUUGGAUUUACUUGUAAUAAAUUAUCUACUUUGUCUAUUGAAGAAUUAAUUAAUAGUCGAAUUGGAGGGAAAUAUAUUAAUGAUUGUAUUGCUGUAAAUGGGGAAUUGGCUUGUUUAAGAGAGAUGUUCCAUCGUUUAGUUAGAGACAUUCAUUAUCGAAAAAAUUUAAUUGCUGAUCAAUUGGUUAUUAAUAUGCAUAGAUGGAUAUGUGAUCCAAAUUCUUUAUUAUUUAAUCCAGCAAUUAAAAAUGCUUUAACCAUUUUAAUGAAAAAAUUGUGUUUACUUUUAGUUGCAGAAAUGCAACGACAUUCCCUACCUUUUGCCAAAUCUUUUGUAAAUUCUUUAUUAAUUGAAAUUAAUCAAAAACCAAUUUUUGCUUCUUUACAAUUAGGAUUAAUUCAUUUUUCAAGUGUUUUGUUGUGGAUAGAUUCUUCUAAUUAUGCUUAUGUUUAUGCUAGUGAAGAUGAGAAAAAGAAUGGACGUGUCGAAGCAAAAUUUGGUUUAGCAAAUAAAAUACAAGGAGAAAUUAAAAAUAAAUUUAUUAUAAUGAUUGCUGGUUUUGUUGGAAUGUUGUGGAAUAAAAGGAAGGAAUUAAAUGAUGAGGAUUUAAAUAAUAACCCUCAACUAAUUUCACAAAUUUCACUAAAAAUUUUAAAAGAAGAAAUUGUUGAUAGUUUAUUUCGUUUAACAACAAAAUUAAUUUUAUUGAGACCAAAAUUGGAAGAAAUGGCUAAAGAAAAUUUUUGUUUAGAUAUUCCUUUGGAAUUUGUUAAUUGUAUAUGUCGAGUUUUGAGUGUUAAUUUAGCUUUGGAAGAAGUUGUGGAUAAUUUAAAGAGUCAAUUAUUGCUAAUUAUAUACAAGGAUGGCAUAAUAUCAACAAACAAAAACAAUUGGAUUCCCCCAACUUGUGUCAUUUUGGAAAAUAUUUUUUGUCAAAAAUGUUCACAAAAUGGUGAUUUGGAUGUUAGCAAUGAUUUUGUUAAAGGAGGAGAAAAACAAGGAAAAGAAGCCAACACCAAUAAUUUGCCAUUCCUUUGUCUUCAUUGUGGAAGUGAAUAUCCUUUAAGUUUAAUUGAGGAAAUGUUGGUUGAACGAGUUUCAAGAAUGCAGACUUCUUUUGCACUUCAAGAUUGGCAGUGUGUUUCGUGUAAAAAGAUUGGAGCGAAUUUUUUGCAUCGUCAUUGUGAAUGCAGUAACAAAUUCGAAUACACAUUAAAGACAGAGGAGCUGAUUCGCAAUCUUGAGAUGGUGAAACGUGUAGCGAUUAAACAUAAAUUGGAGAAUUUGGAAUAUGUGAUUGAACAUGUUACUCGAUGCCUUCAAUAA